Tuber aestivum (summer truffle) is the source of this 4722-nucleotide messenger RNA. The record is from the annotation of a GenBank genome assembly. NCBI's taxonomy places the organism in Eukaryota, Fungi, Ascomycota, Pezizomycetes, Pezizales, Tuberaceae.
GACCCCAACAUUCCCAAACACAAUCAACCAGAUCUUGUCCCGGAUCACUUCGUCCUUUUGAUUCUGUCCGAACUUGAGUCUAGAGUGAGUGGGCAACUUCCCAUCUCUUCUACUCUUCUCCCGCUUUUUUCUUUUACGCUCCGGUGCUUCGUCACCUUCGAAGCCACAAGUGCACCCAGAGAAAAACACGAGAACACAAAUGGCUGCUUUGCAAAAAAAUUCCGCACUAUCUCCAAUGGAUCCAAAUCUCCCUACCCGGCCUCUGACCAGGAAACGAUCGAUGAGGACCGCCAACCCAUCUCCUCUCCGAAAGCAGUCCGACUACCAACUGGUUGCACCUCUGAAAAUUGCCCCGAGUGUUGCUUCGGGACCUCCGCCAGCUCCCUCCAGCACCGCAAACCAGAAACCGCCAGGUGACCCGAAAACCCCCAAAGCCGCCGCGAAAGACCGGAAGAAGAAAUUACUGUGUGCCACCCCACCCCAGGUUCUACAGGAUACGAGAGGAAGGGCGGAGUAUGACCGUGGAAGACAGCUCGGUGAGGGUGGGUUUGCAAGGUGUUUCCUGGUACAGAAUAAGGAAGGCGAAUUAUUCGCAGCAAAGACCGUCGCGAAGAAGAGUUUACAAAACCAGAGAAUGAAAGCCAAAGUUUGUUCAUAUCUUCCCAUCGGAAAAUGUUUAUUGACGAUCAAUAGUUCUUUGGAGAGAUUCAAGUUCAUAAGACAAUGAUUCACCCGAACGUCGUCAAGUUUAUUGAGUGUUUCGAAGAUAGUGACAACAUCUACAUGAUUUUGGAACUGUGUCCAAACAAGUCAUUAAUGGAUAUGUUGCGGGCUCGCAAACGAUUUACCGAACCCGAGGCAAGAUUCUUCUUGUUGCAACUCCUGGGUGCAUUGAAAUAUAUGCAUGGGAAGAAGGUUAUCCAUCGCGAUCUUAAACUUGGUAAUAUAUUUUUGGAUGCAGAAAUGAACAUUAAAAUCGGUGACUUUGGGCUUGCAGCCUUGCUUGUCAACGAAAACGAUCGCAAGAGAACUAUAUGCGGGACACCGAAUUACAUUGCUCCGGAGGUUUUGUUCGGUAGUGGGAAGGAAGGGCAAGGACAUAGUUUCCAGGUUGACCUCUGGGGAGUUGGCGUUAUAAUGUGGGUUCCCUGCAGAACGACAACUCCAAACACUGCUAACUGUACACAGGUAUGCUAUGCUCGUCGGGAAGCCUCCUUUCCAAGCUGGCGAUGUAAAUGUUAUCUACCAGUAAGUUCCCGCCUAGACUGGAAUAAAAUGUGAACCACAUCACUAACUGCAAGUAGAAAAAUUCGCCACAACACUUUCAGCUGGCCUGAGGAGGUGCCUGUCAGUUCAGCAGCAAAGCAUCUGGUUCACUCGAUCCUCAACCAUGACCCCGACGCUCGGCCUACACUAGACGAUAUUGCCGACCAUUAUUUCUUCAAGUCCGGUUUUUUUCCCAGAUCGAUCCCAGUCAGCGCUGGCAAACAGCCACCAGUCUGGAGAGGUGCUAGUGGACAAGGAGUAGGAACCGUUAGCGCAAACAGACAGGAUUGGAUAAAGAACUAUGAAGAGGUUGCUCGCGAAUGCGGCAUCGGCGUCCGUUCGGAUGGAAGACCCGUUAGUGCCGUUGGAGAUCAUGCAGGCGAGAGUGUGGAGCUUCUGACGCUUCCACCUUCCAGGCCGACAUCGGCGUUGUCUAUCGGCGAUGGAAACCAGCUUUUUGCGGUUGAAAAGCAAACUAUGAAUAUGAAGCGUGAGGCCGAGGCGAGGAAGCGAAAGGAAACAGAUGCUCAUAUUCUACCAGAAAUCCUAAGCCCACGGGACAGCCAUGCGAGAAUGCGGGGUGCCAGUGCGCUAAAGGGAAAGGCAUCCAGAUUGUGGGGCCCGACAAGGGGAACCGGGCUUGUUGCCGCUGGGCUAAUGCCAGCGAGACUAGCACCCGUACUACCCGCUUCACAAGUGGCCAAGGUCUCUGAAGCGGAAGAAGAGUCCGAUGAUGGUUUCGAAGACCAAGAGGAGGAAGACCCGAUAGCAAAGCCAACUGCUCAGCGUCUAAAAGCACAACCGAUACGAAAGAGCACUGUUGUUACAUCUCCAGCUGCCAGGAAGAGUGUAUUUCCUCCCCGUAACCAAGGUGUGAAGUCGCAUGCUGCGGAGUUGAGAGCUGCGGGCCAACCGGAAGCUCACGAGCAAUCUAUCAAGGCACCACCUACCGGAACGGCACCCAGCCCUCCGGGAAAACUGCAGAGCCGACCAUCACGACCAAUUCCUUCUGCAUCGGCCAAGUCCCAAUACGAGCUUCCACCAUCGUCGCAGGAACCUAUAAUUUCAACACGGCCCUCAUCGCAGCAAUCCUCGCAGCCCUCAUCGCAACCUUCUGAAGGCCCAAUUAUUCAGUUUGGUCCCAACCUAAGUUCCAAGAUUGGCGUGUCCAUUCGUUCAACUUCCACAUCCACAAUCCUCUCAUCAUUAAGACCUUUCAUUAAUAACCUUGAGGCAUUUUCCAGCUCCAGACUUCACACCCUAUCUCCUACACCAAUUGCUACCAUCGCAGCAGUGAAGUCCUUUCGCAGAGGUGAAUCCAAUAAACACGUUUUCAUCACAAAAUGGGUAGAUUACACCAAUAAGUACGGGGUGGCAUACAUUCUUACAGAUGGCACCUGCACGGCGAUGUUCAAUGAUAACACUUCGUUCGUAGUUGAUGGUAUCGGUGGUGAAAGGGUCGAAUUUAUUACUCAAUCCUACGCCAGUGAUUCCUCGCAAGAUACUGUAUACCGAAGGCUCCAAACAAAAAUGGACGUCCUCAACGAGAAGAAGAGGACCAGCAGAGGACUUGCCAGGAAGAUGCAGAUGUGGAAGAGGUUCAAAAACUAUAUGAAGACAGAUCUAGAGACUGUCGAACAAUGGAGUGUGGAAAGGGAUUCCGUAAUCAGGGAGCCAACCGUUGGUGGUGACGAUCGUGGAAUGCUAUUCGUCACCCAUUAUACAAGGCUCAAGAGAUGUGCUCUCUUCCGCUACUCUGACGGAUCCUUCCAGGUUCGUUACCCAAUAGUUGAUGUUUAACUCCUGCUAACAUUUUCACACCCAGUUAAACUUUAUUGAUCACACGAAGCUCAUAGUCUCCUCCGGCGGUCGAACAAUCCGUAUGAUUACCAAGGCACACGAACUCAUUGUCAUGUCCCUUGAAGAUACACACCAAGAAGUCUUCAUCUCAAAGAAUAGAGCGCUGCUAGAUUUUGGUGUCAGAGAAAAACUAAGUUACCUGACCGAUAUACUAAAGCUCUGGGCGGCGGAAGGGAAGUUCCCAAGAAGCUACGACGUUAAAGAGGAGACCGGGAUAACGGUGCUAGGGGAGUAAAUUAGAUUUAUGUUUUUCCUUUUCUACUCCUACUUUUGCUAUUUCUUUGUUCAUCCGUUUGGCGUUGGUUCACAGUAUGGGUAUAUAUUUCUUGUUUUGUCCCCCCUCCCGAAUGCUCAAUGUUUCCGUCUUUUUUUUCUAGUAGUACGGAAACACUCGGGGAUGUACUAUUAUCAUGACUGUCGAGUUUUCUUUCCCCACGAAGCUUGGUUUGUAAGGCACAUCAAUAAUUGAGCAUGCACAUAUCAUUCCACCAUCAUGAGAUAACCCGACGAGGUAGGAGGCAUUUGAGUUAGGACACGCCUGUUUUCUGUUUUUUUAUCUAUUCAAAAAGGGCUUGCUGCCGUGUUGUAACAAAGCACAAACACGGAUUCUGUUACAUCGUGUGUGGAUAAGAUUCCGGAAUAGGAAAUCAAUUUAUAACCGUAUUUAGGCUGAGCAUGAGGAGUUCUCUGCUAUAAAAUGAGUCCCUAACACUAAGAUAUGGUACAGUCCGAACCUCCUACUCCCAACAUUACCAGAACUUUUACCGGAAGGCUUGCCCAUGCCCAAGAUCCCCUUCCUUGCACGUGUUUCGAAGGUUCUCUAGUUUUGUUGAGAUGCUGCAGGAAUUCUUGGAAGGGGUCGGGGAGAGAACGGGGAAGAGAAGCGGGGAAGAGAAGCGGGGAAGAGAAGCGGAGAAGAAGACACCACAGUUAUCACGAGUGAGUGAAAGUUUGAUAUUGGCAGCAAUUAGCCAUGUUCCAAUAGAAUGGGUCACUCCCACCGCCUAUUCUAGGACAUCGCGAAAUAUGAUCUAAGACCAGCUAGCCGAAACGAAUACACGCACCUAAAGGUAUUCCCCUAGGAGCUCCUAUCAAAACGUAUACACAAAGUAACAACAGAAAAAUCGAUUAGAUUGUUUAACUAACUUACCCAACGAAACUCAAUAUGUAUCCCCACCCUAGUGACGACAAAUAUGUCUCAGAAUAUAUGCCCCUACCCAAACACCAAAGCAGUGAGUGGGAAGUUGAUGGUGAAUAGCAGUUCUCCGACGGCUCCAGGACGGUAUAAUGAAAAAAACUAGAAUACGGUAGUUCCUCCACUGUGCUUUUCUCCUCCUAAUCCAAAGGAGGGAAACCCGGACGUCUCAGCGUGAGGUUCAGCUACCGGUAUUCCGGUUUUCACGGUUUGGUACUUCGAGUGACUACGCAUGAAGUGGAGAUUGCCGUGAUGACAGCCCCACCCGGUCAAUCCCGUGAGACAGGGAGCGUGACAAGUGGAUGACAGGAUUAUGAAUAUGAGAGCUGUUGAUACCGGUAUCGGUAUCAUGGCUCCUGAUAAACAGAGCCCCCAGUGGCGCAUCGUUGCGGGGGCUGAGA